AAGACCCGACCCGUUGACAGACCAGUCGCCAAUCUCCAAACCCUUCCUCGCGCGAAUCGCUUUACCAUUCCUUCAAAGUUCCAAAAACCCCAGGAAGCCAACGGAAGAAAAGACAAUGGAUCGUUUCAGUUCAAACCGCUUCGACCAUCUGAUCGCAGCUUUCCUUGCAAUGGAGCCCGCACAUUGCUUGAUCUCCUUAGCCCAAGAAUCUGGUGGAGGGUCCAUUACAAAUGAAGUCCAAAGUUUCCUCUGGGAGCACUGUAUUAGCAAGCUUGUGGUCAACAGCAAUGCAGCGAGUCAUCUGUACAUCAAAAAUUUUAUAAAGAAAGUCAUUGUUGCUGUUGAAUCCAGCGGUCAUGAUUUAUUGGAUGUCUUCUAUGAACAGUAUGCAUAUUAUAUGGCUUCAUUUAAGGAUGAUAAUUUGCUAAAAGGCAACACACGGGUCUACAAAAGCAUAUCCUUUCUCUUUCCAGAUGGUCAUUCGGAAAACCAAAGUUGUCCAAGACCAGCAAAAGUGGUGAUUCCACUGAAAUGUUCGGUCAACAUGCUCGAAGGAGAUACUGGGUGUUCCAUUUGGCCUUCAAGUCUUUUCUUGUCAGAAUUUAUACUGUCUUAUCCCGAGAUUUUCUCAGAUAAAUUUUGCUUUGAGGUUGGUUCUGGUGUUGGCUUAGUUGGUAUUUCUCUUACCUACGUAAAUGCCUCCAAGGUGAUACUAAGUGAUGGUGACCUUUCAAGUUUAGCAAACCUAAAACAUAAUUUGGAGCUGAAUCAAUCGAGGACUGGAACUGAGGUAUCAGAAAGUACUUUACAAGAUGUGAAUUUGGUGGAAACUAAAUAUUUGAAAUGGGAGUCUGCAUCAGUAGCGGAUCUCCAAGAUUGCAACCCCGACAUAGUUUUGGGUGCAGAUGUAAUGUAUGAUCCGUUAUGUGUACCGCAUCUUAUUCGAGUGCUUACCAUUCUUUUGGCUCGAAAGGAGUAUAAACCUCAUCGAUGGAUGGAAAAUUGUUGUAAUGGAACCCUCAGAAACGGUCACAUAAAUGAUGAAAACAACUAUGGGGAUGGAGGGUCACUAAAUUUCAAUCGUAGUAGAACUUGUGAACACACACCUAAGAAUAACAACAACGUUUACAAGUUCGAUUCUCAUCGAUGCAAAACAUGUAGAUGUAAUGGGUUAAAUAAGAAACAUAAUGAUAGUAGCCGUGGAUAUUGUACCUCCUCAGGUGAAGCAAGUUGUUAUGAUGCAUCGGUUUGUAAAUCUGCAUAUGAUGGGAGUAAGGAUGGUGGACCAAUCGCUUACAUAGCAACAGUUAUCCGCAAUCCAGAUACAUUUGAUUGUUUUUUGAGAUUAACUACCCAAGCCGGUCUCUCCGUAGUGGAUAUAACUGAAAUGUGGAAGCCAUUGAAUUUACUUCCGUACAUGAUUUCAUACGAUCGGUCAAGUAUACGAUUAUUAAGUGUCCGCUUCAUUUGGAGAGGUUUUGAAGGCUGCUCUCUCGCUCAGAAAAGAGAAAAGAUGGGAGAAGAGAAGGAGAUAGAAGUGAUUCAUUCAUGGUCUGCUCCAAGAUCCCUCAGCACCAGCCUCAUGUAUUCUUUUGCUCAGAGAGAUGAUAUGGAAGUGCUUGAUGAACCCCUGUAUGCACAUUUCUUGAGGGUUACUGGAGUAGCAAGGCCCUACCGGGAGGAAGUUCUAUCCAAGAUGGAUUCUGAUGGUAAUAAAGUUGUUAAAGAGGUCAUUUUUGGUCCGGGAACAAAGAGAUACAGGUAUUGCAAGCAUAUGUCAAAACAAUACAUACCUGGCUUGAAUAGUGAUUUAAUGAAGAAAGGAAAGCACUUCAUAUUGAUACGAAAUCCCCUUGAUAUUUUGCCAUCCUUUGAUAAAGUUGUGCCGCCAUCCUUUCUUGAGCUGGGUUUGGCUAGCCUGGUUGCCAUAUACAGUGAGCUCUGUGAACUUGGAACGCCUCCACCUGUCAUAGAUGCAGCAGACCUGCAAGACGAUCCUGAGACUGCAUUGCGUGGUCUUUGUGAAGAUUUGGGCAUUCCUUUUCAAGCUUCAAUGCUCAAGUGGGAAGCCGGUCCAAAACCAGUGGAUGGUGUUUGGGCUCCAUGGUGGUAUAAAAGUGUCCAUAAGUCAACAUGUUUCACUCCAAAAAGUGGUUAUCCCUUGACAUUUCCUUCCCAGCUGUAUGACUUGCUAGAGCAAAGUCUUCCUUUCUACAACAUGCUUAGGCACCACAGUAGGAGGACAUCAUCCCUUUUGAGAUCUCCCUUGCCUCCUCCAAGUCUGCCAGUUCCUGAAAAUGAGAAGCUGAUUGCUUGGGUUGGUGACGAGCUCAUGCCUCGUGAGAGUGCAAAGGUUUCAGUGUUCGACUCAGUUGUCCAAGGUGGUGAUGCUGUGUGGGAGGGACUUCGUGUUUACAAUGGAAAGGUUUUCAAACUUGAUGAACAUUUAGAUCGAUUGUUUGACUCGGCAAAAGCUUUGGCCUUCAAUAAUGUUCCAAGUCGUGAAGAGGUUAAAGAAGCCAUCUUUAGCACUCUCAUCACAAAUGGGAUGUUUGACAAUGCACACAUCCGCCUCACUCUUACACGUGGCAAAAAGGUUACUUCUGGAAUGAGCCCAGCAUUUAAUCUUUAUGGAUGUACCUUAAUUGUGCUUGCAGAGUGGAAACCACCCGUAUACGACAACACUGGUGGCAUUACUUUGGUUACCGCUACCACACGUCGAAAUUCACCAAAUAACCUUGAUUCAAAGAUUCAUCACAACAAUCUUCUCAACAACAUAUUAGCAAAGGUAGAAGGGAAUCUUGCAAAGGCAGAUGAUGCCAUCAUGCUAGAUCAAGAUGGUUAUGUGUCAGAAACAAAUGCUACAAACAUCUUCUUAGUGAAGAAAGGGCAUGUAUUGACACCUCAUGCUGAUUACUGCCUUCCGGGCAUCACUCGGGCAACUGUCAUGGAUCUUGUGGUGAAAGAGAACUUGGUCUUAGUGGAGCGCCGUAUCAGUCUAUCUGAAUUCCAUACUGCAGAUGAGGUAUGGACUACGGGAACAAUGGGAGAACUUACUCCGGUUGUCAUGAUUGAUGGUCGUGUGAUUGGCGAUGGGAAAGUCGGGCCUGUGACUAGAAGAGUGCAAAAUGCCUACAAAGUCCUGACAGCAGAAUCAGGGGAGCCUAUACCCAUUUAUAGCAAGGCUUGAGAGUUGGAGUUCAAAUAUGGUGUUAGCUUGGAAAACUCAUCUUUAUUUUUGCUAUAAACAAAAAUAUUCAAUAAUACAAUAAUAACUGCUCCAAAAAAAACUCAAUAAUAUUUUGAAUUGAAUAAUUGCUAUUACCAAGCAAGUCUGAAAACUCAAAGAAAUUCAACUCCACUCAGCCAAGUUGACUGGACUCAAAUAGAUUUCACCAAGAUAUGAAAGAAAAUCUGGAUACAGCUGGUUGAACUUUCUUGACUCGACUUGGUAUUUGGUACUUAACAAAACUUGACGCACCUAUCUGUAAGUAUUAAAUAUUAUGGAGUCUUGGUGUUUGGGACUCAGAAGUCGAGCUUUCAAGCCUUAAAACCUUGUUUGCUAGUAAUCAUAGCUUCUGGUUUUUGGAAAUCUAUUCAUCUCCCAAACCAGGAGUUGAAAUUUGUAGAGAAUUGUCACCAUUCAUUUGGAGAAGUUGCUGCAAGGCCAUUUGGUUUCUAGUUUCUU
Messenger RNA from Magnolia sinica, 3688 nucleotides. Its product is annotated as branched-chain-amino-acid aminotransferase-like protein 1. Bases 116 to 3190 code for a protein of 1024 amino acids. NCBI's taxonomy places the organism in Eukaryota, Viridiplantae, Streptophyta, Magnoliopsida, Magnoliales, Magnoliaceae. The transcript has 29 exons. Gene Ontology annotation, biological process: carboxylic acid metabolic process. Gene Ontology annotation, molecular function: catalytic activity. The record is from RefSeq and is a predicted model, not a curated record.